Chaetomium strumarium is the source of this 442-nucleotide messenger RNA. RefSeq lists its product as uncharacterized. Lineage: Eukaryota; Fungi; Ascomycota; Sordariomycetes; Sordariales; Chaetomiaceae. The coding region runs from base 101 to 379 and encodes 92 amino acids. The transcript has a single exon. The record is from RefSeq and is a predicted model, not a curated record.
UCCGUGACCGGCUCAAGCAUGAUGAAUACCCGUGUGUCCAUGAUCUGACUGGGAAUGGAUCAACGUCUGAGCACCCUGAUAUGCUAGGAAGGUUUCAUCCAUGUCGACUACCCGGCGCAUCUCUGGAGUUUUGAUGGCUUGUUUCAUCGUCACAUCCGCGAGGCUCCGUGCAGAAUACGGAUGGCUCAGCAAACACGGGAAACAGACACCAACCUGCGCUGCACCCGUCGGUAUCUUAUCACUUGAGGUGACGUGCAUCCGCUCUCCAAGCCUAGGGGGGCCAUUACACGAUUGCUGGACUCUGAGAGCGUGUACUGUACAACUUCCUCUCUCCUUGGGAUUGGGAUAUGCUGGUCGCAACGACUUAUCUAGCAAGUAGUAUUCCCACGGUUAGACGAAACAGGAGCUGAUAGUGCUUCCUGGUAAUGUGAAGGUUGCUAUU